AAUCCCCACCCAAGGGGGGCAAAGCUCUUUCUACCUGGGUCCAGGUGCGGUCCGCUCUGCCUCUCCGGGUGGCUCCGAGGGCAGAAUGGAGUGGACGCAGGAGGCCUCGGGAGGAGGUCAAGCCGAGGCUGACAUCCCAAAGGAGCUCUCGGGAAGCCAGAUCCCGGGGCUAGAUCAGCCGCAGGUCCCGGUGGAGACGCAACAGGCCGAGAGUCCCGAAAGCAGCCCGAGACCGACCCGGGCCGUGAAGGAGGCGGCGGGCGCGGGCCAGGACCUCCCAGACGGGAAGAAGCUGCCUCCGUCUCGCCCCGGGCCCCUGAGGGUGCCGCCACUCAGCCUGGGCUACGGUGCCUUCCGCCGCCUGGGGUCAGCCAGCCGGGAGCCGCCGUCGCCUGGCCCCUCCUCGGCCGAACAGCCCCCGGUCGGCGAGGCAGCAGGACCCGAGUUGUUGCCCUGGUCCGCCCCUGGCGAGCAGGCGCCCGGCACUUGGGCCCCGAUGGAACUGCAGGUGGACGUGCGCGUGAAGUCGGUGGGCGCGGCCACCGGCAGUCGCGCGCCCUCGCCGGCGCCCUCCACGCGCUUCCUCACGGUGCCGGUCCCGGAGUCCCCUGCCUUCUCCCGCCGCUCCUGCACCCUGCAGCGAGCUCCGUCUCCGGGAGGCACGUUGGGCCGCUGCUCGCCGCUGGCGGCAGCCCCGACCGAGCGUGACCACUACGUGGAGGGCCAAGACAACGCAGCCGGAGGGCGCUCGGGCUCCCCGGGCUCCCCGGGCUCCCCGGGCUCUCCAACGUGCCGUUGCCGCUGCCAGGAGCGAGGACUGGAAAGGGAGGAUGCCGCGCUGCUGCAGCGCGCUGGGAUAGAUGGCAAAAAACUGCCCCGGGCGAUCACACUCAUAGGGCUGCCUAUGUACAUGAAGUCUCUGCGCUGGGCCCUGGCAGUCUUGGCGGUGCUCCUGGCGAGCUCCACGGUGGCCAUUGUGGCCCUGGCCUCUAGAGCGGGAGCCAGGUGCCGGCCGUGCCCGCAGGGCUGGAUGUGGUCGGAGGAGCACUGUUACUACCUCUCUUCGGAAGCACAGGACUGGGAGGCCAGCCAGGCUUUCUGCUUGGCCCACCAUGCUACCCUGCCCCUGCUGAGCCACACCCAGGACUUCCUGAGCAGACACCUGGUCAACAGACGUUCCUGGGUAGGGGCCCGGCGAGGCCCCCGGGGCUGGCACUGGAUUGAUGGGGCCCCCUUGGCACCCCAGCUGCUUCCAGAGGAAGAUGAGGACAACCCAGGUCUCGGCUGCGGGGCCCUGGAGGAAGGCCAACUUGUGGCUCUGGACUGCAGCUCGCCCAGACCCUGGGUCUGUGCCAGGGAGACCAAGUGACUUGGGUUCCACCUGUGCUCAGCCUGUGGGGGCCAAGCUUCCUCAUACCACCCACUCUUCCAGACCUGAGGAAGGAGCCGGUCGACAACCACAGGUGAUUCCAGUCUGGGUUCUCUCUAGCCCACUGAAAUGAGUCUUGCAAGUAUUGUGGCAGAGGGACUUGGCCUCAUGGCUCAGGUUCCAUUUCCAGGCAGCUGAUGUAUACUGACAGGUGACCAGCCACCUCUGUGGACAAUGCACAGGAAAACACGUGGGUGGCCCUGGAGGAGGGCAGGGGAGCUCUCCUUCCCCCCUGCAAGCUGGCGGAGGACUGGACAGAAAGGGUCUGCUUGGAGAUCCUGCACGUGGGGCUGGCAGGGGCCCCAGCAAGCCAAUGCCCAAGGUUGGGAGGAAGCAAUGGGCCGCCGGGUGGGUGAGGCUGAGAGCUCCUGGCUUGGUGGGCACAUGUUGCCCAAGUGAGGAAGGAACUCAGAGAAGUGUGGGCAGAUUGGGGACAGCUCUUCCUCAGCUGUGGGGACAACCACCUGAAGAUGUGUUAGGGUUCAGUGAAGCCUUUGGGCUAGCGGGAGAGCGAGAGGCUGGGCUGGAAGGGAGUGUGCAGUCUUGCAAAUCUGCCCACACCUCUCCAAACCACUGGAGUCUCAAAGCCACAUGAGCGAAACGACCGUGCUGUGCAAACCAGCCUUCUCUGCUUAAAGACAGACCAUCGGGCAGGAAAGCCUUUGUUGUGCAUUUGAACCAAUAACUGCUAUGGGCUGUCUGGGAGAAGGGGACGGACAGUCUUGGAUGGUGGAAAUUUCCCAGCCGCUUGGGAAAUUCUGGCAGUUCGCUCAGUCAGGUAUGUCGGACUCCAAAGGGCACACUCCUGCCUCUCCAGCACACUACAGAGAAAACCAAGAUGCCAGUGGCCACUGAGGGGGAAAGCCAUCAGGUGGAUUGAGGGAGAAAGGGGGUCCCGAGUUAUUUCACCCACUGCUUCUGUUAUGUUUUGCUCUGGGUGGUAUUGGUUCAAGCCCUGGCGUGACCAAAAGUUCCAAAGUGUUCUUGCUCACUUGGCUAAAGCAUGGUGCUGCCCCCUAGUGGGGGCCUUGGCACUCCCGCACAUGCACCUCCUCCACAAGGCUGCUUGGGCUUCCUCUUGGAGUGGCAACUCCAAGAAGGACUGUUCCCCAAGAAGGGACAGCAUGAGCUAGAUCUCCUGAGGGCAGCCGUGGAAGUCACCCAGAGUCCCAUGGGCCAUAUUUUAUUGACCUAAAUUUUAAAAAGGCCAGUCAACUUCUAGCUGAAGAGAAAAGAGCUACAUCUCUCUACAAACUUUUGGCCAUACUCACCACCCUUUGGUAUAAAAAUGGAGCCUUGACUUGCUUUUUAUCAGAAAGAAAUUUCCUCAGCCCAAGUGUGUGGGCCUGUCGUGGUUUGUUCUGUGUCUGGCUCCAAACUGGAUAAUUUUGGAUCAUAAUAAAAACUAUUUUUAAACCUUGUGGGACUUUUGAAUCCAACCAGAUAAUUAUUAAUGUGCAGCUUUGCUUACAGAAAAGAAAAAUCCCUAAAAUACAGAGGUACACCUCUCUCUCUCUCUCUCUCUCUCUCUCUCUCUCUCUCUCUCUCUCUUUCUCUCUCUCUCUCUCUCUCUCUCUCUGUCUCAAACACACACUGGAAAACAGAAUUAUUUCCAUUAGGGAAAUAAAGGACAUUGACCAUGGUCACUAUUAUUUAAUAUUGUCCCAAGGAUAAAAGUGAAGGCAGUUAAAAAGUGGAAGGAAAUUUGAGCACAAUCUGGAAAGCAGCAGGUAAAAUCACCAUUAUUUGCAGAUGGCAUGAUGAUCUGGAAAACUCAAGACUAUCAGAAAAUGAGUACUAACAGGAGAUAAGGUCUCUGGGUUCAAAAUUAAAGUAUAGAAGCCAUGGUAUUCCACCUCACCUGGUUCUUCUAUGAAUAGUAUGCUACGAAUAUCCCUAAUACAUGGUGACAAAGCAAAUCAAAGUUUCCUGGUAGAGACUCUUCUAGGGGUGAAUGAGAAGGGUCCAGGAACUUUGAUUAGUAGAGAUUACAUGGUUACACUUAGUUGUCAAAGCUCAUCAGACCAAACUCAAAAUGAAUAUAUUGUAUAUAACUUGUACUUCAAAUAGAUUGAUUUUGGAGCAUACUGAUAAUAGGACCUUCACCAUAAUUGUUUUUUUCAUAGUCAUGUUUAUUUUAUGAUUUAAAAAAAUAUAAUUCUGCACCAGGUAUUAUAUGUUGCUUGCUUGUAAUCCCAGCAACUCCAGAGGCUGAGGCAGGAGGAUCACAAGUUUGAGGCCAGCCUCCACAGCUUAGUGAGACCCUGUCUCAAAAUUUAAAAAUCUUAGGAAGGACCAUGGAUGUAGGUAGCUCUGUGGUAAAGCACCCCUAGAUUCAAUCCCCAGUACCUCUAAAUAAAUGCAUAAAUAAUUCUAAAAAGGAAUCUAUGGCACAGAAAAGCUCAAAAAUCUGUUUGAUGGAGGAUGUGAUGGAUCUUUUGUCCAUGCAUUUCUUCUUUAUCUCUGAUGCAUUCUGAGUAUUUUCCUCAGAUUUAUCUUCUAGUUCAUGUAACUCUCUUCAACUAUUUCUAAUUUAUGUAACUUGCCUGCUCAGUUUUUUAGGCCCAGACUGCAUCUUUUGUUUGCAGAAAUUCUAUUUGGUCCUUUUAAAACUCUGAAUGGCCUCUUUUCAUAGUGUGUUUUUCUAAAUCUCAGCAUUUGUCUGUCUUUAAUCUUCUUUAUAGUAGGCUCAUCUUUUUAUGUAUUUAUUUAUUUUUGGCACUGGGGAUUAAUGAACACAGUGGCGCUUUGUCACCAAGCUACAUCCCUAUUCCUUUAAUUUUUUGUUUUUUUAAAAAAAAUUUUUAGUUGUCAGUGGACCUUUAUAUUUAUUUAUAUGUGGUGCUGAGAAUCCAACCCAGCGCCUCACACAUGCUA
Messenger RNA from Sciurus carolinensis (gray squirrel), 4306 nucleotides. RefSeq names its product killer cell lectin like receptor G2 (gene Klrg2). The transcript has 6 exons. Lineage: Eukaryota; Metazoa; Chordata; Mammalia; Rodentia; Sciuridae. The record is from RefSeq and is a predicted model, not a curated record. The coding region runs from base 86 to 1369 and encodes 427 amino acids.